UUCCAAAGAUUCCAAUCCUUGAAAAAACGUGAGAACGCAAUUUUUUAUAAAACUUUGCUGGGAAAGUGAAAGAGAUUGAAGUUUGAGAUAUUUACAAUGUUACUGGAAGUAAGUAACAAAUUGUUAACGAUAUUAGCAAAUCCAUUAAGUAAAAGAGAAAAUAAUGACGAGAAAUAAUAAAGAAAACUCCAUUAUCGAUUGUGCCGACAUAUGAACAGAAUUGACUCUCGCCUCUUUGGAUAAGGAACGCGCAGUGCAGUAUAGUGAAUUUGUGUACAGCAAUCAUGGCGAAUCCAAGAAAGUUUAGUGAAAAAAUCGCACUCCACACUCAUCGGCAGGCCGAGGAAACGGCUGCUUUCGAAAAAAUUAUGAAAGAAGUGUCGGACGUUAAGGUUGGUUCGCCUCGCAUCGACUGCGCUGCUCAAAAUAAAAAUACACUGCGCAUCGGACCUGCGCAUCAGGGCCCAGGGCUCGGCACUUUUCGGGGUGGUUCGUUGCCCGACGUGUCAGCUCCCCGUCCAGUCGUCAAAAUGGCGCCGUCGACAACGACUGUGCACGCUAGCGACUCGAUUACCAAGCCGAACGAGGAGUGUCCCCAAACAAGAAUGAUCAAUCCAACCACGCGACAGAGUCGUACGAGAUCGCCCGGCGGCCCCAUUCGAAGUACCAGAGACAGAAAACCCUCACCUUACUCCAGCGGUCCCUAUCUUAGUCCACCAUCUGAUACGGGUUGGCGACGUACCAACAGCGAUUCCGCUUUGCAUCAGAGCGCUAUGCAGGGAAUGGGUAUGGAACGCGGUGACCCCUCUCAACGAGUCUCGUGGGGCAUGUUACCCACCAUGAACGGCCCAGAAAGGAUACAAGACGGAAGACCCAGGUCCAGUUGCGACUUACCCAGAACACCCGGCAUCCAUAUAUACCCGUCGGCGCAUGACCCGGGCAUCGUUCAAAUACCGAUCGGAAAUAACACGGGUUCACUACCGGACCUGACCAAUAUGGAUUUCACAUCACCGAUUCACGUACCACUUGAUCAGGAUCAAGAUAGUUCACCUUACAGUUCUAGUCCCAUAAAUACCAGUCCUUCGACACUGUCUCCAACUAGCAUGAUGGCUGGCGUGCGAACACAUAACCGUUUUAAUUUUGCAUCAUCACCCAUAUCACAACCUCUUUCGGUAGGUAGUGCUUCUUACCAACAGCCUCCUAGUAAUCAUUUAUUAGUUCCCAGUAAUUCUAGGUAUCACCAUCGAUCUUUAUCUCAGAGUGAUAAAAAUAUAGGCCUGGAUGCAUCCGAUUUCUCACAGCUUGGCGCCAUGGCUGGCAUGUAUCACCCAGGAUCACCAUCAUCACCAGUUUUAUCGCCUAUUGACGGGUACCGAAGUCCGAGACCCAGCCCUCAACCAUCACCAACCCUGGGUGGACGACACUCUGCGCCUUGUAGUCCGGGAGAGCCCAGCCCUUUAUCAAACGAUUACCAUAUCCAAAAUCAAAAUAUGCAGUUCCAGCAACACUUUGAACAGUUGACAGUGUCUGACUCGCCCAUCGGUCAGAUGCAAUACACAGAUCAAUCAACGAAUCCUCAAAUGUCCCAAUCGCACGGGCAGAACAUGAAUGACGUCACGGCGGAUACCGGCUACUUUAGUACGUCGCCGUCGCAACAGUUGGUGUUCCCAUCGCCGUCGCCGGGAUUGCAGAACACGUCACCCAAUACUCCGACAAGCGUUCCAGAGAUCAUAUUGACAGAUUUUUCAGGUAGUGCUGACAUGAGACAACUAGAUAACGAAUUCCUGACUGACGAACUGAAAGAAGGCUUGGGAGCAUUGGAUCUCGUCGAACUACAAAUGCUUAACAGCUCUAUAGGAAUAUCAGAGAUAGUUGAAGAUUUCAGGUCAUAACAAAGGGAAUCUCAAACAGACUAAAUUCGUAUAUAUUGUCCAGUUCGUCGCAAUACUUUUGUCUGGACUAUAUAUUAAGUGUGAUCGUUAGAGUUAGUGACAUUUGACAUGUGUUGCCAAGAAGAUAGUGUUGCACAAGUUGCAAAUUCUCUGUUCGUUUAUUGGUCUUGUCGAUACUAAAAAAAGUAAAGGAAAAGAUUUUUUGUAUAUAGACCUUGAAGACUAGAGUGACCUGAAUAAAAUUGGUUCUAAGCUUUUUCGGACAAUUAAGAAUAUUAGCUUUGUUUGAGGUUAUAUUUUUGAACCAGUUCAGAAACGGCAUAUGCUCACAAUAAGUUCAAAAUUUUAGGAAAUAUUUUUUCGUCGCAAAUUAUGCAUUCAGAUACGUUUGCAUUUAAUGCUAUUAGAAUGAAAAUUCAAUUAAUUUAGCAUGUCCCAUCACAAAAACAAUAAUUUUGCCAUAUAAGUCGUGUUAUUACUGCUGAUAUGAUGGCGGCAAAUUAAGAAAUAAUUUAUUCAAAAAUAGGUAAUAAUUGGGGUUGGAUGACAAGAUGACGAAAAGUAUGAUAAUAAACUUAUACUUUUAAUUACUGACAUGACAAUUAUCAUUACAAAAUAUACGGAUAUGCUGACGAUACAUGUUUAUUAUGUACAGGAACAAAUCAGAACAUCAUUGAAAUAAACAUCAACAAAUACCUAGAGAAAGUGCUAUAAUAAUCUUCUAACCAUAAGUGAACUAGAAACAGAAUAUAUGAUAAUUAAAAUAACAAAACAAAAAAUAAACUUUCAAAAAAAUGAUCUAUUUAGUGUUAAAAAUAUAAUAGUUAUUUAUGAUAUAAGUGCUAAAAGUGGCAUUUUAUUUUGUGAAGUCCCAUCCCUUUGAACAAAAUAAAAUCACUUUUAGCACACAUAUCAUACACAAUUUUUUCUACAAACAAGUUUAUGCUCGUAUAUAUCAAGGUAUUAUUACUUUUUACGUUAACGAAUAAUUCAUAUGUUCAUUCUGAAAUCAAAUUAAUUAUGAAAUUUAUGCUUGCUAGGGUAAUACAUAAUACAUAAUGUCACAUUUUAGGCACUGACAGCAUGCGUUAAAAAUUACAUUUUUACUGACGUUUGUAGAAAAAAUAAUUUAAAAUGGUAUGCUCAUAUAGCAAAGCUGAAAAAUGAAAAUACACGCACAAUUGCAGCUUUGAUAAAAAUUCAAAAACUGAUACCAAAUAACAUGAGAAUACUUUUAUAUCACACACUGUUUACCUCAAGGAUGAACUAUAUGGAGUAAUAUGACCGAAAAGAAUUUUUAAACUCAUUGCAACGUCAUAAGCAAAAUGACGUACUGCUAUAUAAAAAAACAAUACUAUAAAAACGAAUAUGGAGUUAAACACAAACAAAGUUCAAAAUUACCAGAAAAUCACACAUCAGAAGGCAUAAAGUAAAAAAUAAGAUGGUAACCCAAAGAGUAAAGAACAACAAUCCAAACAUUCCACAGUUUACCAGAAGACGUAAAUAAA
Sitophilus oryzae (rice weevil) is the source of this 3400-nucleotide messenger RNA. RefSeq names its product CREB-regulated transcription coactivator 1 (gene Crtc). The record is from RefSeq and is a predicted model, not a curated record. Gene Ontology annotation, cellular component: nucleus; cytoplasm. Lineage: Eukaryota; Metazoa; Arthropoda; Insecta; Coleoptera; Curculionidae. The transcript is spliced from 12 exons. Gene Ontology annotation, biological process: protein homotetramerization; positive regulation of transcription by RNA polymerase II. Bases 285 to 1892 code for a protein of 535 amino acids. Gene Ontology annotation, molecular function: cAMP response element binding protein binding.